Messenger RNA from Oenanthe melanoleuca, 2454 nucleotides. It is a transcript of the gene PRPH, whose product is annotated as peripherin. The coding region runs from base 1 to 1158 and encodes 385 amino acids. The record is from RefSeq and is a predicted model, not a curated record. The transcript has 9 exons. Lineage: Eukaryota; Metazoa; Chordata; Aves; Passeriformes; Muscicapidae. Gene Ontology annotation, cellular component: type III intermediate filament; plasma membrane; axon.
AUGAGCCGCCGUGACCGCGACCCCGGCGUGCCGGGGCGGCUGGCGGCGGCGGCGGCAGCGCGGGGCGCGGAGCGGGAGGAGCUGGCGGCACUCAACGAUCGUUUCGCCGCUUUCCUGGAGCGGGUCCGGGCGCUGGAACGGCAGAACGAGACCCUCCGUGCCGCCCUGGGCCGCGCCACCGCCGCCACCGGGCCCCGCACCGGGCUGGUGCAGGGGGAGCUGCGGGGGCUCCGGGAGCGGCUGCAGCGCCUCGGCCGCGACCGGGACCGGCUCCAGGCGGAGCGGGACGGGCUCGCCACCGACCUGGCGGCCCUGCGGCAGCGGCUGGAGGACGAGACGCAGAAGCGCGAAGAUGCCGAGAAGAGCCUGGUGCUGUUCCGCAAGGACGUGGACCACGCCACGCUGUCUCGCCUGGAGCUGGAGCGCAAGGUGGAGCUGCUGAUGGACGAGAUCGGCUUCCUCAAGAAGCUGCACGAGGAGGAGCUGCGGGACCUGGAGGGGAGCGCCCCGAGCCCGGCGGGGCUGGCCGAGGUGGAGGUCUGUAAGCCGGAGCUGACGGCAGCGCUGCGGGAGAUCCGCACCCAGUACGAGAGCAUCGCCGUCAAAAACCUGCAGGAAGCCGAGGAGUGGUACAAAUCAAAGUUUGCCGACCUCUCGGAUGCGGCAAACCGGAACCACGAGGCGCUGCGGCUGGCCAAGCAGGAGAUGAACGAGUCCCGGCGGCAGAUCCAGAGCCUGACCUGCGAGGUGGACGGGCUGAAGGGCGUGAACGAGGCGCUGCAGCGGCAGAUGCGGGAGAUGGAGGAUGAGUUCGGGGAGGAGAUCGGGAACUACCAGGAUGUGGUGGGGAGGCUGGAGCAGGAGAUCCAGCAGAUGAAGGAGGAGAUGGCGCGGCACCUGCGCGAGUACCAGGACCUGCUGAACGUCAAGAUGGCCCUGGACAUCGAGAUUGCCACGUACCGCAAGCUGCUGGAGGGCGAGGAGAGCCGGAUCACCAUCCCCCUGCAGCCCACCACCUCCUUCAGCAUGAGAAGCUCAGUGCUGGAGCCACAACCUGCUGAGAGCUCGGCUCGGAGGAUGGUGCUCAUCAAAACCAUCGAGACACGGGAUGGGCAGCAAGUGGUGACGGAGUCGCACAAGGAGCGAGCGGGGAAGUGACAGAGAGGAGCUGCUGCCAUGGCCCCGAGCCCACGGAGGGGGUUUUGUCAGACCCUGCUGCGUCCUGGCGGGGCAUGGAGCAAAGCCGGGGGGCUGGGAGUGCCCCAAUUCCUACUCCUGCUGUCAGCACCACGGGACGACGCUGUGGUGUGUCCCUGUGCCUUUGCAGUGUGUCCCUGUGCCUUGUCCCCGCACUAUUUAUUGCUAUUUAUUGUCUAUUUAUUAUCCUCCCAACCACAUUCCCAGCUGUAUUUAAUAUCGAGUGUUCCCCACGCUGCCCUGGAGCCGGGGGCGUCCCGGCUUCCCUCCUGCCACCAGAGCUGGCACCGGCUGCCCCCAAGUGCUGUCCCCUCUGGUGUCACUGCCCUGGGGAGUGGGAAAAGGGAGGCAGUGGGGCUGAGGGGGGAUUUGCGUGCCCAGGGCCCCUCUCCAUCACCACCACUCCCAUUUUGGGGGGGGUCUCACCUCUCCUCCCAAAACCUCCUCUGGUGUCACCACCUCGGGGAGGGACGCAGGGAGGAGCCGGAACCCCGCUCCCUCCCGGGACCCCGCGGCUUCCAGAGGACCCGGAGCGCUCCAGGCUCACGGAGUGUCCGGUGGGAGCGGGAUCGGUGCUCCCGGAUCGGGAUCGGUGCUCCCGAACCGCCGCGGGACCGGAGCGCUCAUUCCUCCCCGGCUCCGCCAGGGGGCGCCACCGGCCCGGCCCGAUCGCUGCCGCGCCUUAAUUACGUAUUAAUUGCGUAUAAUUACAGGUUAAUUACAGCGUGAUGAGGCACUGGAAGUGCGGGGAAACACCCUGAUUUCUAUAAUUACGUUAAUCCAAGCUUUUUUUUUUUUUUUUUUUUUUUUUUUUCAUGAUUACUUGCGUUACUUCAAGCAAAUUAUGCAAAAUUGCGUCCAUGCAAAAUUUGCGUGUUAGUUUUGCUAUUUUCAGCAAUUUUUGCACUGUUUCAUGAUUUUCAGCACUUUUCGCAUCACUGAUUGAAUUGUUUAAAGCAAAUUUUGCACAACUGUGUUAUUUAAACAAAUCUUGCACACAUAGUUGCAUUAUUUAAGCAAAUGUUGCACUAUUGCAUUUUCAGUAUUUUUUUUGCAUCAAUUGGGUUAAGUUUUUGCAUUAUUGUGUUAUAGCAAAUUUUUAAAAAUUGCAUAAUUUAAUGGCAUUUUGGCGUCAUUAAUUUCAUUAUUUUAUGCAAUUUUCUCACCAAUAAUUACAUUAACAAAAUAAUAUAAAAUCGCAUUAUUUUAAGCUUUUUUUUUUUUUUUUUCCUGAUUAAUUAUGUUGCCUUAGCUCAU